AUGAGGCUAUUCCUACAAGGAUCAGGACUAAGCACGCCAUGGUCUGUGACACUCUGUGGAAGUGAAUGUUGGACUCUGAAGAAGCAAGAUAGGAAGAAUACCAUUGGCACCUCUAUAGUGUUAAAGAGGUGGGUUUGUAGUCGGCUCCACGAGCUUUGUCGACAGUGGUUGAAGCCAAAACAUCACACCAAAGCGGAGAUCUUGGAUCUGGUGGUGCUGCAGCAAUUCCUGACGAUCUUGCCCCCAGAGAUCGAGAGUUGGGUGAAGCAGUGUGGCGCAGACACCAGCUCGCAGGCAGUGGCCCUAGCCGAAGGCUUUCUCCUGAGCCAAGAGGAGGACAGGAAGCAGGAAGAUCAGAAGAUCCAUGUCGGUGAAGUAGCUCCACAGUGGAUCUUAGAAGGAGACCACCAAGAAGAUACAUCACUGGAGGCUGAGACACAGCAGAGUGAAUCUAAAGGAGAGCCAAGCAAUCUGUUUUUUGAAGGAAUCGAAAGUGAAGUAGAGAGAGAAAAGAAAAUAACAAACUCUGAAUUGGACAGUGAGGCCCGUGAAGGGCAAAUAGAGAAAACAGCAGGCAAAAACGAGUGUGUGGUGUGUGGGAAGAUCUCCAGUUGCAAAUCCUCCUUUUAUCUCCACAUGGGAUCCCACUCAGGGGAAAAACCGUUCCAGUGCCAAGUGUGUGGCAAGAGCUUCAAGCGGAGAGAUAUCCUGAUUUCCCACCACCGAACUCACACCGGCGAGAAACCCUACGAAUGCUUCAAGUGCGGCAAGUGCUUCAGCGACAUCAAAUACCUCAGCUCCCAUAAAAGGAUCCACACGGGAGAAAAACCAUACAAAUGCAAGGAGUGCGGGAAAGGCUUCAGUCAGAGCGCCAGCCUCACUUCCCAUCUCCGGAUCCACACGGGGGAGAAGCCGUACCAAUGCCCGACCUGCAGGAAGGCGUUCGCUCAGCAGUCGAACCUCAACUCCCACCAGAUCAGUCACACCGGAGAGAAACCCUACGAAUGCCCGGAGUGCGGGAAGAGGUUCAGCCAUGGGGCAAGCCUCACCCACCAUCAGCAACUUCACACCGGGGAGAAGCCGUACGGAUGUCUCGAGUGCGGGAAGAGCUUCAGCAGUAGCAAAAAUCUCAUUUCCCAUCAAAGAAUCCACACCGGGGAGAAGCCGUACACUUGCUUGGAGUGCGGGAAGACCUUCAGCCAGAAGGUGUACCUCAUCACUCACGAAAGGAUCCACACGGGAGAGAAACCCUAUAAAUGCCUUGAAUGUGGGAAAUCCUUCACCAGCAGCAAAUACCUCCUUUCCCACCAGAAGAUUCACACCGGAGAGAAACCGUAUGCGUGCUUGGACUGCGGGAAGAGCUUUCGCCGGAAGUUGCAACUCGCCAUUCAUCGAAGGACUCACUGGAGAGUGGGGGUGCUAAAUUCUUACACCCCCUCCUCUAUUUUUCUCCAUAGCAAAAUGGCCUUGCAGGAGAGGCCAAACAUGGCCGAGCUGGAUCACAGAUCGGGGAAGAAAUCAGGGAAGAAGGAGAUCUGCCCAGUGGCCAAAACAAAUUAUCACCUCCGGGGUUCAAGCAGUGGAGAACCCGGGGUGCAGAAGGUCACGAUCAAGGACGUGCCCAGUUCUGAUGUCCGGCGAGAACAAUUCCGGCAGUUCGCCUAUCAGGAUGCGAAGGGUCCCCGAGAGGUUUGCAGCCAACUCCACGAUCUUUGCCACCAGUGGCUGAAGCCGGAGAGGCACUCCAAGGCUGAGAUGCUAGAUCUGGUGAUCCUCGAGCAGUUCCUGGCCGUCCUGCCCCCAGAGAUAAAGAACUGGGUGCGGGAAUGCAAGGCGGAGACCAGCUCCCAGGCGGUGGCCUUGGCCGAAGGCUUCCUGCUGAGUCAGGCGGAGGAGAAAAGGCAGCAGGACCGAGUUGUGACAGAACCCACCAACUUUCCCAGGGUAGGGAAAAAAACACAAGGGCCUCAUUUAAAGCCACCCAUAAGGCGGAUCAAGCAAGAAGUAGACAAAAUUGCCAUUCCAUUAGGGAACGAACCACAGCUGGCCACUGGAUGUAGCCCACCUUCUACACAGUUGGAUCAGGUGAUGCUUGAGGAAGUCUCUGUGACUUUUAGCGAGGAAGAGUGGGCGCUGCUGGAUCCCGACCAAAGAGCCCUGCACAGGGAUGUGAUGGCAGAGAACAGUGGCAUCACCUCCUCUUUGGGAUGUGACUGGCCAGAGAGUGAAAACAGAGAAAUCCAUGAGAUAUUGUUUGGGAAAAUUGGAAGCGAAGAGGAGGACAAGCAGAGACCAGACACCGAAGCUGGCAGAGUGAAGGAUGAAUCUCCGUGUUCUUACAACACCGAAUUCUACGAGCUUCCGGUCCGCGAAAAAAUAGAAGACGGGAUCGAAUGGAGCCAAUGCCUUCUGUGCGGCAAAGCCUUCGACUGCCAGUCGAGCCUGAUUGCUCACUGGGAGAGCCACACCACCAAGAAGCCCUACAAAUGCUUGGAAUGUGGGAAGAGCUUCAGCACCAGGCAGUACUUGGGCUGCCACCGGCGGGUCCAUACCGGGGAGAAGCCCUUCAAGUGCGCCAAGUGCGGGAAAAGCUUCAGCACCAGGCAAUACCUCUCCUGCCACCAGAGAAUCCACACCGGGGAGAAGCCCUUUAAGUGUUUGGAGUGCGGGGAGACCUUCUGCUGGGCCAAUUCCCUGACCUUGCACCAGAUCGUACACACGGGAGAGAAGCCAUUCAAGUGCCUGGUGUGCGGGAAAAGUUUCAGCCGAAGCACCAGCCUUUCUUCCCACCAGAGGAUCCACACUGGGGAGAAGCCAUACAAAUGUUUGGAGUGUGGCAAGAGGUUUAUCCACAACACCAGCCUCACUUACCACCAGCAGCACCACACCGGCGUGAAGCCCUACAAGUGUCCCGAGUGCGGCAAGAGGUUCAGCCACAGGACAAGCCUGACCUACCACCAGCGCAGUCACACCGGCGUGAAGCCGCACGGCUGCUUGGAGUGCGGGAAGAACUUCAGUACCCGCCAGUACCUCAUCUCCCACCAGAGGAUCCACACGGGAGAGAAACCGUAUAAGUGUGCCGAGUGUGGCAAGCGCUUCGUCCACAGCACCAGCCUCAGUUACCACCAGCGCCUUCACCGCGGGGAGGAGCCCUUCCAGUGUUCGGACUGUGGGAAAGGUUUCAUUACGCGCCAGUGCCUGACUUCGCAUCGCCGGAUCCACACGGGGGAAGAACCCUUCAAAUGCCUGGAGUGUGGGAAGACCUUCCGGAGACGCACGAGCCUUAUUUCCCACCAGACCAUCCACAUGGGAGAGAAGCCGUACAAAUGCCUGGAGUGCGGAAAGAGCUUCACGACAAGUAAAUACAUCCUGUCCCAUCAGAGGAUCCACACCGGAGAGAAGCCUUACAAAUGUCUGGAGUGCGGACAGACCUUUUGCUGGGCUAACUCCCUCACCUUGCACCAGAUCACGCACACGGGGGAGAAGCCCUUCAAAUGCAUGGAGUGCGGGAAGAGUUUCAGCCGAGGCACAAGCCUUACCUCACACCAGCGGAUCCAUACCGGCGAGAAGCCGUACAAAUGUUUGGUGUGUGGGAAGAACUUUAGCACCAACAGGUAUCUGACUUGCCACCAGCGGAUCCAUAUUGUGGAUAAAGCUUAUAAAUGCCUGGUGUGCGGGAAGAGCUUUAGCACCAGCAAAUACCUCAGCUGCCAUCAAAGAAUUCACACCGGGGAGAAGCCAUUUAAAUGCUUGGAAUGUGGAAAGAGCUUCUGCUGGGCGUAUUCCCUUACUUUACAUCAAAGAAUCCAUGCAGGUGAAGAUGGAUUUAAAUGCUAGGAGUAUGAAAAUUACUCUGGUUUUGGAAUUUUUUUUGGAGGGGACGGAAGGAUGAAGGAGCCCUUAUUGUGGAAGGAUUUUGGGGAGGAAAAACUAUAGAAAUCAUUGUGGAAAGAGGUUUGUGUACAACACGGACUCCAUUUCUUUGCAUUAGAUAUGAAUUUAUUUAUAUAUACAUAUAUGUGAUUGAUAUUUUUUUUUUGGUGUGUUGGCCCAAUGUGGUUGUCCAGUGUUUCCGAUGGCUUCUUUUGCCAGCCUCGCUUCUCAGAACUGGGAACUGGAUUUGAAUUCUCAGCUUGCGCUACAUCUAAGCGAUCAUCGGACCUUAAUUUGAAUUCUUGGAGCGAGAAAGAAAGGGCGUUAUUCUGUGCAGUGAUCUCGCUUCUCAAUGAGGACCAGAGACGCAAGAGGAUCUGUAGAAAUGCCUGGAGUUUUGCAGAAGUUUUUCAGUUGGAGAUGACGAUUCAAGGAUCCCCACUAGGAAUAUGCUAGAAUUUAGGAGGAGUGGUGCGGUGGCCUAAAGGUGGAGCUCUCACCUCUCAAUCGGGAGGCUGUGAAUUUGAUCCUAGUUAGAGGCAGAUAUUUCUCUCUCUGCUGAACAAAACUCCGCAACGGCAACAGGAAGUGCAUCCAGCCAUUAAACCCUGCUAGUGCCAUUCACUUGCCCAGACACCACCUUUGCAAGGGAUUAUGGGGUUAAAAGAGGAUGUUGCUAGGAAUUUAGGAUUGCUCAUCCAUAGUAUAUCAAGAUCCCUUGUGGGUUCGUAUCAAAUUGAACUUUUAAAGCUCUAUGAUUUUAAGAAUAGCUCAUCAUCAUCAACGUUGUCUUACCUAUUUCUAUAAGUAUCUUCUGAUCCUUGGCCACCAAGUCUCCCUCAGCUUACUAACCGAAAUGCUUGACUCUCCAGUUUUGAGAGUCCUUAAGUAAUGUGCCGCUUCUCAGUGCUUUACAGCCCUCUCUAAGCAGUUUAUAGACUCGGCCUAUUGCCCCCAAUAAUCCAGAUCCUCAUUUUACCGACCUCGGAAGGAUGGGAGGCUGGUGAGCUGAUGAAAAUCGAACUGCUGUCAGCUGGCAAUCAGCAGACGUAGCCGGCAGUACUGCAUUCUAAUCACUGCGCCACCACGGCUCAGUACCACCAAGUCUUCCAGCACGGAAUUUCAAGAAGACGAUACGGCUUCCAGCAAGCAGAAUCUGUUUGCCAGAGUCACGUUUACUCUCUUUCCUGCAGCAAAUGCAACAACAUUCAAGAUUGCCGGAGUGGAGGGGGAUAAUUUUGUGGGUGUUCCCAAUUCAUUCUUACUGUUUUGUUUUUUUUAAAUUAAGAGUUAUAUCCUGCCUUUCAUCCUGGAGCCUCCCUCACGGGGAGCUUAUCUCCCCAGCAAAAUUCUGCAAGCUAAACAGCUCAAAAUCAACCAUAAGAUUUCCACAACGGAAGGUGGAUUUAAACUCAGAUCUUUCCCUUCUGGUCUAAUCCCAAACAUUGCUCUAUUGUCAUAAGAAUCCAUAGAGGGGAGGAGGACGUGGGGGAGAGGGAGACACCUGUAGCUGUGUCCUAGUGUAAAUCUCAGCCCUGGCUUAAUUGUAUGUGGCAUCAACAUGCAGGUACCCAAGAAACUGGUGUGAUGAAAAUCAUCUGGUGGGUUUUGUGCUGGAGGGUAGAUUUGAACUCUGGUCUCUCCUGAAUAAUCUAAACCCAGAAUUGCCAGUAAGGCCUUCUUUGGAAGGGAUGGCGCAUCCUCGGACUGAUGUUUUGCAAUAGGGGCCCACAAUGCAUUGCAACCAUUCCAAAAUGUGACUGCUGGACCCCGAAAGAUUGGCCAUCCCUGCUUUAGCCUCUCUGGAUCUAGUUCUCCUCGUUCGUUUCCUCUUCCUCCAGGCUGACUUUGAAAACAUUUUGGGACUACUGUUGCCAAACCAAUGACUCGGAACAGGCCGAAUGGACCAUUCCUUUCUGGGGUUUCUCCUGGCUGUGUUUCCCACCCAUUGUUCUGACCAAGGCUUCCCAAGAGCAUGAAGCAAACUCCCUGUCCGGACAAAAACCCCUUUUAUUAAUUUA
Thamnophis elegans (Western terrestrial garter snake) is the source of this 5894-nucleotide messenger RNA. RefSeq names its product zinc finger protein 420-like. Gene Ontology annotation, biological process: regulation of transcription by RNA polymerase II. Gene Ontology annotation, molecular function: RNA polymerase II cis-regulatory region sequence-specific DNA binding; DNA-binding transcription factor activity, RNA polymerase II-specific. The record is from RefSeq and is a predicted model, not a curated record. The transcript has 10 exons. NCBI's taxonomy places the organism in Eukaryota, Metazoa, Chordata, Lepidosauria, Squamata, Natricidae. The coding region runs from base 1 to 3837 and encodes 1278 amino acids.